Molecule: messenger RNA, 5844 nt
Organism: Heterotrigona itama
Lineage: Eukaryota; Metazoa; Arthropoda; Insecta; Hymenoptera; Apidae
Source: the annotation of a GenBank genome assembly
AUGAAGCGUGAAUUACAAUUCUGCGUCCUAAUACAUUUGAUUGUCGCGUUUGCAACAGUGUGCCCUCGUAAUCUGUCGUCCAAGAGAAAUGCAACUGUGAACGAUACCGAUCACCUGUCGUACAGACUUCCCAAAGAUGUCGUCCCAACGAAAUACUCCGUUCAUUUAGAGAAGAAUGAGAGAAACUUCACGUAUCUCGGAUCGGUGUCGAUAUUCCUGAAAGUCCUUGAGUCGACGAGCACUAUCGUCGUGCACAGCGAUGGUUUACGUAUCAUAGGGGAACAGGUGACUCUUCACGAAAGCAAAUCGCCCUCGAUUCUUGAGAAUAUCCUGUGUCAGUCUUAUGAUCGAGAAAGGCAGUUUUACAUUGUAAGAACUGAGAGGGAAUUGGAGCCCAGUGAGUACACAUUGACGAUCAAGUUCGAGGGUGAGAUACGAGACGAUGUGUUUGGAUUUUACAGGAGCCUCUACAAAGAAAAUGGCAGAGCAAAGUGGAUGGCGGUUACGCAGUUUUCACCGACCUACGCACGCCGAGCGUUCCCAUGCAUGGAUGAACCACAUUUGAAGGCGGUUUUCCAAUUGACAUUUAGAAUUCGUAAUGAAACGGUGACGAGCAAUACCAGAAUUAUUGACAUGACACCGCGGAACGAAUAUAGAUUCGAGGAAACACCACGGAUGUCCACGUACCAGUUAGGCUGGGCGAUCCACGACUUCGUUCCCGAGUCAUCAACGAACCAGCCGCAAUCUCUACCGAAUUUUCGAAUGUGGACUCGACGAUCGAUGAACCACCGUGGAUCGAUCGCCCUGAACCAAGGGCAAUCGAUCUACUCGUUCCUGAACGACUGGCUCCUCGUCGACAAUCCGAUCCCAAAGAUGGAUCAAAUCGCAGUUCCCGAUUUCAAUUUUCACGCGAUGGAAAAUUGGGGCAUGAUCACGUAUAGAGAGUCUGUAGUGCUGUACGACGAUGGCCUAACCCCUACGAGAAACAUGCUCGAUGGAUUCACCACUAUGGCUCACGAAAUGAUGGACAAAUUCGUGGUGGAUACACUGCAGCCUGCCAUGUUGCUGGAUUCCGCGAAUCACGACAGAGUUAUGAACGGGAAGAACGUCGGAAGUCCUAGCAGCAUCAUGGCGGUGCUGGAUUUUGUUUCGUACAAGAAAGAGAAACUGUUUUUCGCGAAAGCAGGUCGUACGAUGCAGCUACACCACGUGACUUGUACAGACAUCUGCAAAGUUCCACUGACAACCACGGUCAAUUGCCGAGCCAUAUGUCGAUUAAAGAUGUCAUGGAAACCUGGACAAACCAACCAGGAUAUCCUUUGGUGACUGUCACUAGGAAUUACGAAAUGCGAACGUUGACCGUGUCGCAGGAACGGUUUCGCUGGAACAAAUCUCGCGAUCAGUCGCAGUCAGAAUUUAAAUGGUGGAUACCAUUGACUUUCACUACUGAAACAGCCAGGAAUUUCUCCGCCACAACACCGCGAUAUUGGUUGAAGCCAAGAGAUGAAAAUUUAACAACGCCGCUCCAUAUUCCCUCGAACAGAUGGAUUGUUUUCAACGUCCAGCAUACUGGAUAUUAUCGAGUGAAUUACGAUGAAGACAAUUGGCGAGUGAUCACGCGUUACUUGAGUUCGAAAGAUUUCCCCAAGAUACACCGAGCGAACAGAGCUGCUCUUAUAGACGACGCGUUUAAUUUAGCCAGAGCAGGUUACGUAGAUUAUCCGAUUGCAUUUAAUCUCUCGAUGUAUCUGGUCCAAGAGGUCGAUUACGAACCGUGGGUCGCCGCUGUCAAUAAUUUGAAAUUCUUGAAUAACAUGCUGAGCGGGACGAGCGUGCAACGAGCUUUUCAAGAGUAUGCGACUCGUUUAUUACAACCAAUGUACAAGCAACUGAAUUUCACGGAUUCUAAGGACGAGGAUAUUACCGCAAAAUUGAACAAAGAGCUAAUCUUAACAACUUCCUGUUUAGUACGCAGCGUCGAUUGUUUAAACGUCUCGGAAUCAUUGUUUCGCAAUUGGAUCACGAGGAUUAAUGAAACUAUACCGCGAGAUGUUAAGAGUUUCGUUUAUUGCGAGGGAAUUCGUAGCGGAAGCGAAGAAGAUUGGUACUUAGUGAUGGACAGAUGGUUGAAUACCGAUCUACAGACUGAGCAAGAUCUAUUGUUGCAAGGCCUUGGAUGUACACGAGAAUCUGGUUUGAUCAAAUCGUAUCUCGAAUUAUCAGUAACAGAUGAGCAAAAUGUCCGUAAGCAGCAGAGAAUGAUGAUAGUGAAUGCCAUUCUAGAUGGGAAUGUCGAGAGCGUGGAUCACGUUUUGGAAUUCGUUCGAUCGAAUUUGCAGGAGAUCAUCAAAAUGUACCUACGUGCUUUUAUUCAAGAACAUUCUAAACAAUUGGGAUCAACAUUGGAUACAGCGAAGAAGGCACUCUCCGUGGCCUUGGAAAACGUGGAAUGGAUUAAGAAUUACUUGCCUAGUAUCGUUAAAUACUUCAAGAAUAAGAGAGCUGGACCAUCCAGUGGACCCAGGAUGGCAAGAAUAUUGAUACCGUUGCUCGUCAGCCUGACGUUCGCGAGUCUUGCACGCGGAGAUCCGGUCAGCCCUCGAGCGAGCGAUUCGAAGUACAGACUGCCACUGGAAGCCGUACCAACGCGUUACAACUUAGCUUUGACAGUAGAUAUGAAAAACUACAGUUUCUCCGGCAUUAUACAGGCCAAUAUCACGGCGAGCAGAGAUAGCUACACUAUAACGCUGAAUGCGAAGAAUCUUACUAUAAACGACGUUCACAUGGUUAAUUCGUCUGGUGGACUACAAAAUCUGAGCCAGAUCGAUCUAGAUGACAGAUACGAGAUUCUGACCGUCAACCUCCGCGAGAAGAUCGUCCAAGGUCAGCAUUAUCUUCUCACGAUAAGUUAUAAUGGUACCUUGAACGAUCAACUGAGAGGAUUCUACAAGAGCAGAUCUACCACGAAGAACGGCACGCAGACAUACGUGGCAGCGACUCAUUUCGAGCCAACCAGUGCACGAUUGGCGUUCCCCUGCUGGGACGAGCCGGCAAUCAAGGCGCCAUUCGAAAUUAUCAUAUUGAAUUCGGACGCCUACCAAGCGAUAUCGAACAUGAAAGAAAUCAAUAAUACGGUGGUGAACAACUUGCGCACCACCACGUUUGAAGUAACACCACCGAUCUCCACUUAUUUAGUGGCGUUCGUAGUGUCGGAUUACGAGUACACGCAGAAUACAAGUAAAGGGAUGCAAUUCAGAGUUUGGACGAAGCCAAGCUCGAUCAAUCAAACGAAAUACGCCCUGGGCGAAGGUCAGAGAUUGCUGGAGAAGAUGGACGAAUACACGAACAUCAAAUUCAGCGCUUACAUUACAAAGAUGGAUCAAGUGUCGCUGAGAGAUUUCUCGGCGGGCGCUAUGGAGAAUUGGGGUCUCGUCACUUACAGAGAGUCGGCACUUCUUGCCGAAGAGGGUGUGAGCUCGGUUCGCGCGAGGCAGAGGGUGACUACGAUCAUAGCACACGAAUUCGCUCAUCAAUGGUUCGGAAAUCUCGUUAGCCCGAAAUGGUGGACGUACAUCUGGUUGAACGAAGGAUUCGCCGACUAUUACGAGUAUUUUCUUACUCACGAGAUAAGACCCGAAUGGCGAUUGGACGAUGUGUUUGUCGUGAACAACAUACAAGGGACCGCUUUUGUCGCGGACACGGUGGAAAAUCAACGGCCCAUGAACCAUGAGGUGAACACGCCUCAAGAAAUCAGUAACCUGUUCGACAAUAUCGCCUACCAGAAAUUAAAUUGAAGGCUGCCGACUCGAAUAUUCUUCUUCAAGAUCUUGGAAAUGGCACGACAUUCGACGGUACUUCGUUCGAGGAUAUCAUGAGCGAGUGGGUGAACAAACCAGGAUAUCCGGUGGUGAGCGUGAAGAAGGUGAACAAUACGUUCGAAUUGCGGCAACAACAAUUCACACUGUACGAAACUAAGAAUGGCACGAAAUGGUGGGUGCCUAUAACUUACGUCACGGAUAACAAUCUGAUCUUCGAUAAUACAUCUCCAAGCAAAUGGUUGAAUCCAAAAGAAGACAAACUCGUCAUUUCUGUCAGUAAUGAAACCAAAUGGAUUAUUGUGAAUGUGAAACAAACAGAACUGUUGGAUUCGAAAAAUUACAGCGAAGUGCACGUUACGAACCGUGCACAGCUGAUCGACGAUGCCUUGAACAUGGCUCGUAGUAACCGGUUGAAUUACACGAUCGCCUUGCAGCUCACGACUUAUCUAAAGAGAGAAACCGAUUACGUAGCUUGGCAGGCAGGCUUCAGGAACUUGCAGUUCCUGCACAACCUGAUGCGUACAUCCGAACAUUAUUCCAUGUUCCAGCAAUACAUUAAGACUAUACUGUUAUCCGUGACGAGUGAAGUAAAAUACGAGCCGCAAAAGAACGAUACCGAUCUCGUGAAACUUCUUAGGACAAACGCGAUAGAAUGGGCUUGCAGAGCUAAUGUCGAAGAGUGCACGAAUUAUGCUACGAAAGAGUUCAACGAGUGGCUGAACAAUCCCAAUAGAAAAUUCGACGACGACUCGAGGAACAAUGUCCUCUGCGCUGGAAUAAGAAAUGCCACCGAGAGUAAAUGGAACAACGCGACCUCGCUGGUGUUGCAAAUAAAGGACGAGGAGGAGAGGUUGGCUUUAUAUCCCCUGCUGGCUUGCAGCCAAUCGGAGAAACUUUUGGAACGAUUUUUGAACCUGUCUCUCCAGCAGAAUGCAACAUUGUCGUUCUCGAGUGCCGCCUCGCACGUGGUGUCUCGACAUCCGCAAGGUGCCAAUAUCGCUCUGAAAGUACUGGUUGACAAUUACGAGACCAUAAAGUCAUGUUGAGCAACUUUUUGGUGAGACUGGGAAACCUGAAUGCUGAGUCUCUGAAGAGUACCGUGACGAAGGCGAUAAGAAACUUGCAAUGGCUUGAGCUCCAUCAAAGUAACAUCGAAGGCUGGAUACAUAAUUUCACAAGUACUACCUCUUCCGCAAGUUCGUUCACAUUUGCGUCGCUCCUCCUUGCACUCUCGAUAUUUAUCAGCAGAUUCUACUAAGAAAAGAAAAUUUCUUUCGUUGAAUUGUCGCUAGAAUGUGUUCAACUGGUUCAUCGAGCAUGCAACACGCGUAGAAAUACGAUAAAAUACUAAAAACGAAUGGUGGAUGAUCGUUUUGCGUAGAAUGCGUUAACCUGAUCGUGAAAUGGGACAAUGGUAAGAAAGGAAGGGGGUCCAUCGGGGAUUUGAUAUAUUUUUAUAAUUGAAUACGAUUGUAAAUAAAGAGAUUUGGCCCAAAUGUAUUUUUAUACCGCGUCAAAAAUUAUACCUGCGAUGGACAGGCAAGAGGGUGCAAGUCAAUUUUCUUCAAGAAACAAUACGAUAUUUUCAAACGAAUAACGUGCACUUUGCAAGUACAACGGGAUGAAAUAAAUUGUUGCCAAUAGACCGUGGGUUUUUAUACAUUUAUAAGAAAUACUUGAAAUGCAAAUUUACGUAAACAAAAUUUAACUUACGUAUAAAGCAAUUUUCUAUCAAGAUACUAAUUUUCACAUGACAUUCUCAAACCUACGAAUUUGUAUAAUAUUGCUAUCUAAUUUUCAACUUUUAACUUUAAUUAACUGUCUAAAAUCUGACAUCUGAUCUUGCACUUAAAAUUGCACUUUAAACUGUAAACGUUACAAGUUUCUGCAUAAGGCUUUGACUUAUACUCGUUUGCUAGUCUACAGAUAUAAUUAAAAAUGAAAUUAAUAAUAAGUAUUGUUAUAACGUGAGAAAUUGGUAACUUCUCAAAGUCACAAGUACUUCGGUAGCGAUAUAUAUAUAUAU